AUGGAUUACUUGUCUGAGCACACAGAUUAUAAGAUCUUGACAAAUGAUGAAUACCAGCUAUUGAUGACACCUUUGGACCAAAGCACACCAGCUGCAGAGGGUGGAGUUAGGCCAAAAGUUUGCAAAUCGUCGACAGUCAAAUUGGAACGUCAGGUACACAAUCGACCUUCACAUUCAAAUACAUGCUCAGGAUUUGUAUUUGAUUCAUCGACUGUUCUCCCUCGGUUUCCCGUAUUUUCUGAAGAGGAGAAAAAUGAGAAAGCAUUCGAUGUUUGGAAAAAUGGUGUACAGUGUGCUUUCAGGGAUGGUGCUUGUGCAACUCACAUAAUCCUUCAAGCAAUAAGAUCCUCCUUAAAUGGUAAAGCUUGGAGUCUGCUGCUUACAUUACCCACAGAUGCGCAACUCUUCAGCAGAUAUAAUUCAAACUGGAUGGAGUCUAUGGUAAAUCUACAUGUGUACCCUAGUGAGAAACUGAUUCAGCAACUCUAUGCUUCAAAACAGGAGAAAGGAGAAAGUGUAGUGGGGUUUGGCAUGAAAUUGGAAGGCAUCUUACAGCCAUGCAUUGAAAGGAAAGCCAUCAGCAAUGAUGUGAAGAAUGAGAUGCUGAGAGCAAAAUUAUGGUCUGGGUUGUGUGAUAACAGUCUCUGCAAUGCAAGCCGCUAUAAGUAUGACACCAUCAAUGACUUUGAAACACUGAGAAAAGAGUUGCGUACCAUUGUGCUUGACAUGAAGUUAUCAGCACCAUAA
Messenger RNA from Saccostrea echinata, 747 nucleotides. RefSeq lists its product as uncharacterized. The coding region runs from base 1 to 747 and encodes 248 amino acids. The transcript has a single exon. NCBI's taxonomy places the organism in Eukaryota, Metazoa, Mollusca, Bivalvia, Ostreida, Ostreidae. The record is from RefSeq and is a predicted model, not a curated record.